This is a messenger RNA of Hemisphaericaspora subhashii, 726 nucleotides long. RefSeq names its product exosome non-catalytic core subunit. The transcript has a single exon. Bases 1 to 726 code for a protein of 241 amino acids. The record is from RefSeq and is a predicted model, not a curated record. Gene Ontology annotation, cellular component: cytoplasmic exosome (RNase complex); nuclear exosome (RNase complex); nucleolus. Lineage: Eukaryota; Fungi; Ascomycota; Pichiomycetes; Serinales; Debaryomycetaceae. Gene Ontology annotation, biological process: U4 snRNA 3'-end processing; nuclear mRNA surveillance; rRNA catabolic process.
AUGGAAUUAUAUUCGCCCGAAGGAUUAAGAAUAGACGGUAGGAGAUGGAAUGAAUUGCGUCGAUUUGAAUGUCGUAUAAACACCCAUCCAAAUUCAUCAGAUGGAUCAUCAUUUGUAGAACAAGGAAAUACGAAAGUAAUGUGUAUGGUACAAGGACCAAAAGAACCAUUAUUACGAUCGCAAGCAAACAACGAACAAUCAACCAUAGAAGUGAAUCUAAACAUUGCCAGUUUUUCUACAUUUGAACGUAAGAAACGAACUAGUUCUGAAAAACGAGUGGUUGAAUUAAAAACUACCCUUGAAAAGACUUUUGAACAAAGUGUCAUGGGUCAUUUAUAUCCUAGGACAAUGAUACAGAUAGACGUCCAAGUCUUGGCUCAAGAUGGUGGAUUGUUGGCGGCGGCCACGAAUGCAAUUACUUUGGCAUUAAUAGAUGCCGGGGUGGCCAUGUAUGAUUAUGUAUCUGCCAUAAGUGCUGGUCUUCAUGAUAGAUCUCCAUUAUUGGAUUUAAAUAAUUUAGAAGAAAGUGAUAUGAGUUGUUUAACAAUUGGGGUGAUUGGGAAAAGUGAGAAAUUGGCAUUGUUAUUGUUGGAAGAUAAAAUGCCGUUGGAUAGAUUGGAAUCAGUGUUGGCUAUUGGGAUUGCUGGAAGUCAUAGAAUAAGAGAAUUGAUGGAUAAUGAAGUUAGACGACAUGGAAAUAUGAGGUCUUCAAAGUUGACCAAUUGA